Molecule: messenger RNA, 2191 nt
Organism: Bufo gargarizans (Asiatic toad)
Lineage: Eukaryota; Metazoa; Chordata; Amphibia; Anura; Bufonidae
Exons: 2
Coding region: 45-1796 (583 amino acids)
Molecular function (GO): nucleic acid binding
Source: RefSeq, a predicted model, not a curated record
CUGUCCCACGUCUAGAACUUUGUGCUGCUGUCUUAGCGGUAGAGAUGGCAGACAUGAUUACGACUGAACUGGACAUUGAGAUCCAUGCAGUGAACUUUUAUACGGACAGCAAGAUUGUGUUAGGAUAUAUUCACAACGCUUCAAAAAGAUUUUACACAUACGUGACCAACAGAGUGACACGUAUCAGAAAGUCUACAAGUCCAGAUCAGUGGCAUCACAUCAGCACGGACAAGAACCCAGCGGAUCAUGGGACAAGAUUGGUGUCAGCCGCUGUACUCAAGCAAACUAACUGGUUCGUAGGUCCAUCGUUUCUUGGUAAGCCAGAAAUCAAAGAGACUACUCAGGUAGAGACCUUUCAGCUCAUAGAACCAGAUCAAGACAAAGAGGUAAGACCUCAAGUUGCAGUGUGCAAGACUUUAGUUACCAGAGACAGUCUGGGCGCCCAUAGAUUUGAAAGGUUUUCCAGAUGGAAGUCACUGACUCGUGCAAUCGGAAAACUUAUCUGUCUAGCCAGAUACUCCUCCAGAGCUACUAAUACUGAUCAACGUAGCAACGACCAUCUUGAACAAGCCAAGGUCGCGAUCAUCAAAUGCGUCCAGCAGGAAGUCUUUAAAGAAGAAAUUCAAAACCUUCUGAAAAAGGAAGAGAUUUCUCGACACAGUUCGCUCAAGAAGUUGAACCCUAUCCUCGACGAAGACGGAGUACUAAGAAUUGGAGGUCGUUUGUCGGCAGCGGAUAUGACUAUCCAAGAGAGACAUCCCUUCAUCAUACCUAAGAAUCAUCACAUCGCUCUUCUUCUGGUAAGACACUAUCACGAGCAAGUUGCACAUCAAGGACGACACUUCACUGAAGGAGCAGUACGGUCAGCAGGAUUGUGGAUCAUAGGAGGUCUAGACGUUUUUGGACCAUGGAACAUCUCUUCUCGCAAGACUAGAGGAGGCAGUGCCGAAAGUAAACGUUGGGCUGUUCUGUUCUCUUGCGUGAGUACUAGAGCAGUUCAUAUUGAAGUGAUUGAAUCUUUAUCCACUUCAAGUUUCAUCAAUGCCUUGAGAAGAUUCUUCUCUAUCAGAAGACCAGUGAAAUUGAUUCGUUCAGACCGCGGCACAAACUUUAUUGGGGCCUGCAAGGAGUUGAAAAUCAUCUCUACAGACUAUGAAACAGGUUCCUAUCUUCAAGAUCAAGGAUGCACUUGGACUUUUAAUCCUCCACACGCAUCGCAUAUGGGAGGAGCAUGGGAGAGGAUGAUUGGAGUAGCUUGUCGUAUUCUGGAUGCCAUGCUCCUGAAGGUUGGGUCUACUCGCCUCACUCAUGAAGCUUUGACUACACUAAUGGCUGAAGUCGUGGCCAUUAUGAACGCCAGACCUUUGGUUCCAGUGUCUACAGAUCCAGAGAUGCCAUCAGUCUUGACACCCGCAAUGCUGCUGACCCAGAAGAUGGAACCAGUGACAGCUCCCACUGGAGACUUUGACCUCAAGUACUUGUAUACUAAGCAAUGGAGACAAGUUCAAAGCUAUGCGGACAUUUUCUGGAAGAGGUGGAGACAGGAAUACCUGGUGACACUCCAGCCACGCAAGAAAUGGCAAGAUGACAAACCCAACUUACAAGUUGGAGACAUUGUCUUAUUAAAAGACACUCAGGCCCACAGGAACGAAUGGCCUAUUGGACUCAUUGUGGGGACUGAUCCUAGUGGUGAUGCUAGAGUUAGAAAAGUUGAAGUUAGAAUUGUUAGACAGGGCAUUCCCAAGGUGUAUGCUAGGCCAAUUUCUGAAGUAGUUUUACUUCUGUCCAAAGGUUAGUGGCAUAACCAAUGGUACGCCAGGUGGGGAGUGUGCUGCCUUUGCAAUGUAUAUUACAUGCUUGGCACUCAGUAGUGUCUGUUUCUUUAAGACCCUCCAUUUUCUUGAAGCUUAGAGGCGGGUCUUUUCUGUACUCUCUAGGGCUUGCUGGGACAUAUCCUGUUCAGUCCAGCUCUGGCUACUAUAGUGACCAGAUCCACAGGACAUCUUAAAGCUAUUACAGAUUGCAAACCUGACGAACACCAAAGCCUGUGAGUAAAGGGGUUUUGCUAGUUCAGCUUGUGUAGAGGGAUGUUAGACAUUGCAGAUAGAUAAUGUGUGUUUCAGUGUAGUAAGCAAGCACAUGUUAGUUAGGCCCUAUCUUUUGUAUUAGCUCUGUAUAACGUAUGUUGCUU